GGAGUCGGUCGGGCCAUGUCGGCGGCGGAGGGCGGCUGGGACGGGAAUCGGCGGCGGGGGGGCGCUGGAGGCAGCGGCUCGGGCGGAGGGUGCAGCGGGGACGGGCCCGGGGCGGCGCCGGCCGGGGGGCUCCUCAACCGCUUCGUCCAGCUGCCGGGCAGGCCCCACCUGGCAGGCUCUAAGAAGAAAAUACGAUUGGUCCUAAUUAGACGCUUCCCUCGAUCUCGUCCCAUCCUAAAGGUCCGUAAGAGGUCUUUCAGAGCAGGCCACCGAGCCCCACCAGCAAGGAGCGGCCAUCGUUGUGUAGCAGAUAACGCCAACCUGUACGUGUUCGGAGGGUAUAACCCGGACUACGAUGAGUCUGGCGGGCCAGAGAAUGAAGACUACCCUCUCUUCAGGGAACUUUGGCGAUAUAAUUUUGCGACAGGCGCAUGGCACCAAAUGGGCACCGAAGGCUAUAUGCCUAGAGAACUAGCAUCCAUGUCACUUGUGUUGCAUGGGAACAACCUGUUGGUAUUCGGCGGCACCGGGAUCCCAUUUGGGGAGAGCAACGGGAACGACGUCCACGUCUGCAACGUGAAGUACAAGCGAUGGGCCCUGCUUAGCUGCCGAGGGAAGAAACCCAAUCGAAUAUAUGGACAGGCUAUGGCUAUCAUUAAUGGAUCCCUAUAUGUUUUUGGAGGAACAACUGGUUACAUUUAUAGCACAGAUCUACAUAAAUUAGACCUUAACACUAGGGAAUGGAUACAACUGAAACCAAACAACAUGCACUGUGACAUGCCAGAGGAGAGGUACAGACAUGAAAUUGCACAUGAUGGGCAGAGGAUUUAUAUCUUGGGAGGUGGAACUUCCUGGACUGCUUAUUCCUUGGAUAAGAUCCAUGCAUACAACCUUGAAACAAACACCUGGGAAGAAAUUGCAACGAGACCUCAUGAGAAAAUAGGUUUCCCGGCAGCCAGAAGAUGCCACAGUUGUGUACAAAUAAAAAAUGAUGUGUUUGUCUGUGGGGGAUAUAACGGAGAAGUGAUAUUGGGAGACAUCUGGAAGCUAAAUCUUCAAACUUUCCAGUGGGUGAAACUCCCAGCUGUCAUGCCUGAACCAGUUUAUUUUCACUGUGCUGCUGUCACACCAGCUGGCUGCAUGUACGUCCAUGGAGGGGUGGUCAACAUCCACGAAAACAAACGGACUGGCUCCUUAUUUAAGAUGUGGCUAGUAGUCCCCAGCCUUCUGGAACUGUCAUGGGAGAAGCUGUUGGGAUUUUUCCCUCAUCUAGCAACUCUCUCCAGAUCGCAGCUUUUGCACCUUGGCCUCACACAGGGACUCAUUGAGCGACUGAAAUGAGAACUCCUCGCUGUUCUCACUCUGCCCUAGAAACACUAAAGAGACACCCCCGCCCUUUAUGGAUGCCGCUGCUAAGGAGACGGGAGGACCCUGCUCUCAGCGCCUUACUCAGCAAAUACGUCGGAUGCCUUUCUGUGAAUGUUUAUUUGGUGUUUAUGGAAAUCAGCUUUUUAUUUAUGGAUCUCUCUAAAUACUUCAGGAACGAAGAUGCUGUUCAGAUCUCGUUCGUAACGUACAGCCACCAACCUGCUAUUAGCACAUGCCUGUAGCCUAAUAAAUGCAGGGAAGGGGCUUAGAAAUUGUGGCAGCUCCUGCUUACACAUGGUGUUUAACUUAUUGUUUCUAAAGAUGCAUUUAACUGAGUAGGAGACGCUAACUGCACCAAUUCAACCACAUGCUGAAUGAACAGUCCAAUUCCCCUUUGGUCACAGCAGCAUCCAUCCUCUGAAUGCCCGAAUUGGCUCUGCCUCUGUAUAGCAUUCGCUGCCUGAAGAUUUGCAUGUGUGUUGUGGGCAUGUGAUCAUCGUCUUUGAGUUCUGGGAGAUGGCUGGCACGUGGGAGCAGCAAACGAAGAUCGCCAGCGCAGUUUAAAAUUUCGGUGCAGGGUGGCGUGGUUUUAAGCAACAGUGUAAUUGUUCCUCACCUUUUUCAUAUUGAAACGUCUGCCUGGAAGGGUGGUUAAAAAUCGCCGCUUAUGGACUACUGUGUAGUUUUCUCUAAACAGGUGGUGGGAAGGGGCAGUGUGUUAUGCUGCACCUUCCCCUUUCUGCCCAUGUUGCACUCUGAAAAAGCGAACUGAGGAAACUUACUAUAGCGAUUUUAAAGCUGUCUUUAACCUUAAGUAUGUCAUGCCCUCUGUAUUCAGGGUCUAGUCCAUCUGUGCCAACUCAACAUUAGUUACCUAAGCAUAACUUCGCAGCCUGUUUGUUUGUUCUCUCAGGCAUUGGAAUUUUUUCUGAAUUGCCUGUCCAAUGCUUUGUUUUAUUCCUUUUGUGUGUGGCUUUUUUUUUUUUUUUUUUUUAACUUCUGUGGACAGUUGCUUCUGGGGAGCUGCAAAAUUAACAGCUCAUUUUUUCACAGUGUUGUCUCUUGCCUUGCUGUGAAUGCUGUUUGCCUUUCUACAAAAGGGGGAAAGGAAGAAAUGUCGAUUUCCUGGGUGUCUUUCUCUUCGUGCUCCAUGUCACUGUGAAACCAGCUUGAGAGAAUGUACAGAACUGGCCAUCAAAUGUGGAGCAGCUGAACUAGGCUGAGACGUUGGGUUUGAAGAAAACAAUUGUAUUUUGAAGACCAUUUUUGUUAAGUGCCUUUUUUAGUAGUUUUUCCAAAUAACUCUCCCCCUCCAAUGUCUAAAGCCAAUUUUAGAGGUUUGCUUUUCUUUUAAGAGGUUGCAGUAGUGUUCAAUAAAUCCCAAUAGCAAACCCCACAAGAUGGAUCUGAAGGCUGAUGAGUCUCUGCGGCUACUUUGUGCUCCCAGCUCCACUGCUCAGUAACUACCUAAUAAUAUCUGUUGUCGUAAGGUUCCCUAAGUUUCUUUUGCAGAUUCCCCUGCCCUAUCAUUUUGGGUCAGUAUUUUACCAUAAAUUUAGCUUCUUCCUUUCAUGGCCUCAGCGAAAUAAGGGAUGUGGCAGCUUUUCAAAUGUAAACGUCUUUCAGUGCCUUGUAAUUCAAACCCUGUUCGUUUGCUCUGUGCUUUUAACGCUGUUAACCAUGCUGUCUCAGGCCCCCUUCAGUGCAGUUUAGCAGGAUGCUCUCGACUGCAAGGAGAAGCUAGAUGUCUUCUGAGCCUGCAGGAUGGCUGCUGAUAUCCAUGCAGAGACCUGCUUAAGACCUCCUAUGUGGUUUCUCCUUAUACCCAGGUGGGAUGGUGCUAGCGUCACUUGAUGGCCAGCAUGUUGGCCUCUCAGUCUCCCAGGUUUGUUCUAGUCUUGUCAGUCUUCGGAGGACGAUCCCCAUGGGCAGAAAGUAUGGGUUUGUGUGUGGAGGGCACGCAACAGCAUUUCAUUUCACUUUCUGUCCUCUCUCCGGGUACUAGGCUGAGCGACAGCAGCUGACGCUUCCAUCCACUGGCAUAGCUGUAUGCUGCUGUCCGAACUGAGAGCUCCCAAUGGAGCUGGAUGUCGGGGACCAAUAGCCAGAUAAGCCCAUCGGUAUCUAGCUAUGCAGGUUCUGUGUGCAGGUGGCUGUUUGUAGUAAUAGUGCCUAAGAUGUCGAGCUGGUGAGCGCUCAGUUCCUGGGCUUCCAGUCCCUUUUCAGUGACCAAGGCUGCAGUGUGUGAGAGCUCACCAAGAUGUCUGAAGCUCUUCUCCUAACCCCACUUCCAGAACGCUCUCUGGAGGCCCAGCUUGAUGCUUCCAUUCGGCUUCCAUCCACCUGAGACUUUCCCUUUGGCCUAAUUCUGGCGGCUCCCAUCUUCUCUUGCAAAGAUCUCACAUCUACACCAAGCCUUAGGGUCUCCCGUUUUUGGCCAAGAGCAUCAUCUUCGAAGGGCAACACAGCACAAGUGCUGGCUCUUUCUUCCCGAGUCCCCGGCGCGUCUUAGCCUGAGCGCUCUUCUACUCCUCCAGCAAUUCCAAAGGCAGCAUUAAGAGGAAUGUAGUGGAUCUAUAUACAUGCACGCUCCUGCUCUAGACGUUCUUGUCAGCUCAAAUGGCCUCAUGGGCUCUGCUUUACACUGGCCUUCCUAAGCCUGUCCGUGAUGUGAUUUGCCUUGCUGAUGCCGUUCCUGACUUAAAGCAGCACUGAAGACAACCGAAGUCCACCCCUGCCUCUGGCAGUCUUUGUAAUCUACUUUCACUACUGCAGAUUCUUACUUCUACUGCAGAUCGCUCAGCGCAAUAUGGUCAAUGCGACCAGACUGCGUGUGGUAUGUAGCGUUUUGGUGAAGCUAGAAUAUAGGUCCCUACUGCACCUUGAAACUUGGCGGCAUGUUCACUUACCUCUUCUACACUAGCACCUGGGGCUACAGCUGCACAUCCCCCUCUCCCAGUGACUUCCGUGGGAGCUGGAUCAUGCUAAGAACAUCAAGGACCAAGCCCUGAGUAAUGAGCCCAUUUCAUCCUCUCCAUCAUAGACCGAUAGUCUGAUCUGUUAAUGCUUUGAUGGCCUCCCUGCAUCUCCUUCUGAUUCCUCAAAAUAAAGUGGAGCAACAAUGAUUCUCCACUUGAUAACAGUAGUCUCAGCUGAGUUGCUGAAAUCGGAGACUUGUAUUCUCUAUUAGCACUGUACUUUCCAGUGAGCUUGAAAUGUGACUAGAAAUACCCAGUAUUGCUGGGGCGGUUUCCAACCAUAAAAAUAGUACUUGUAUGUGAGGGGAAAGGGUUAAGAUGAGCCAUUUAACCUGCUUAAUAAAUUCUGCAGUUUGAGCAAAGGGGAUACUUGGGCAGAAAAAAUACGGCAGUAUCUGAUUUUCGUAUUACAAAAAAAUCCUUCUGGACACUGCACUUCUGUCCCACAUGAAUGUCUUUAGGCUAGUUAUUUUGAUCUUUGGAGGAAAAAUACAGUCUUUAUUUUUUGUGGGUUAAAAAAAAAAAAGGACUUGAAUUACUGCAAACCGAGCUGCAUCCUGCAGAGAAACCGUGUUCCUGCAUAGUAAAAUAAGUGUGGUUGAAACAUUAUUUUACAUCAAACAGCUUCAGCUACAUUUUUCCCCUCCCUCCUGUUGCUGCUAACUUCCUUUGCUUGGUCCUCCUGAUUGUCAGGAGAAAACCUCCUUUCCCUACAACGGUCAAUAAAACAGGAUCUCUUCCCAACUUCCACGCCUCAUUUGCAGCCCUGAUGGGUGAGAUGUUUGGAGCAGUUUUGUGUAUUGGCUUAAGCGUUUAAAAGCGAACAGCAAAGCAAAGCUUUACCAACCAACCGAGCCUCUGAAGCGUGUCUGCACAGGCUUAAAUAGAAGUCUGGUAUUUUAUAAUCACAGGUCAGUAGUUCUUCCCUGGACAGUGAAAAUGCCAGGCUUCGGUUCCCCUGUGGUAACUGACAGCUUCACUGUGCUGCCUGAAACAGGUGCCCCUGUUCUGGGACAAACAGACUCUGGAACUCUUCUCCCCACCCCCCACACCCCCGUUUUGCUUUUUCAAUUGUGCCUCAUUAAAGACGUGCAGUUCCCCUCUGAGCUCAUGCUUGUUUGCAGCUUUUCUGGUGCAGCUGGAAGAUUUGAGUAAUAAAAGCCGUCAUUGUCUCUAAGCAAUAUGAACUUUGUCACAUUAGAAAACAGCCUGGUACCAAACCCUGUGAACAGCCGGAGCAGGGCCUGUUGCGGGGGAGUUCUCCGGGGCCUGAUAAAGGGGUAGUGGCACUGUACAAAGGGAGGAUACAUUCCUGCCACAUCUCUGUAAAGAACAGAUUCCAAGCACUGCUCUUGCUUUUCCUUCCCAGGGAGGUGGGCCAGUUUCAGGAGCUAAGUAGUGCUGGUAGGCCAGCUGGGGCAGAUGGGCUGGCAAAUUCAGUCUCCGGUAACCUUCACUUGGUUGGUGCUGUUCCUACAUGUUAGGAGUGAAUAACCCACUAACUCCUGGGCUUUGCCAUUGUUUAAAGAAACAGGGUUGUAAGUGUUGCAGCCUGUUACUCUCUUCUCUCCCUCCCUCCCCCCCGUGAUGCAGAGUUCCCCCAGCUAAGGGCUUGAGUGGGAGUUGGGGCUCAGCAACUCUGAAGCAAGCCCCUGUUGUGUAAAACAGGUCCCGUGUUGAAGUCCUUACUUGGCUUUUCCUCUGACAAAAAGGAAUGAGUAAUGACUGCAGUGUUUGGUCUCCUGGGUAACUAAAAUAACCCUUCUAAGUCCUAAUCAUGUGACCCUAUGCCAAAGACUUUCUCAGAGCACUGCUGUGACCCUGUGUUACAGCUACUCUGAAUGGAGGUCUCCUGGGGAAAUAACGAGAGAUGCUGACAUGACAUGACAGCAUCUUUUUAGAUUCCAAGUGUGUUGUUUCAAAUCCUGUAAGUGGUUCCCUUGGUGCCAGGCUGACUAGUAGUUAUUACCCUGCUCCAAGCAGGCUCUGCCUCUACUUGCUUCUCUGAGCAGAAACAGUCUAGUAACAGAGCACUGAAGAACGCUGGACCAACAUGUAUUCAGCUAUGAGGGGAUUGCUACACAAAACCAAACACACUUUGUUGCUGUGUCAGAUAGUCCACGCCUAGAACAACGGAGGAUGCAGGAAUCGUGCUGCUCCUCCCAUGUUUACAGUGUGUGCUGGCCAUAGAUCUGUUGCUGUAAAAUGUCUUGAGUUCUCAUCCCACAACACUAACUCAAUUGCAUGCUUCCCUUGCUCUGGCUUUUCUCCAUUUAUUGCCACUUUAACCUGGUGACUGAGCCUCAUGGGUGAUGAUGGAACUGUUGCUGUGAUUUUUUUAUUUUUAAAUCCUCCUCUGCAUUAUCCCCCCCCCCCCCCUUUGAUCAAAAGCCAUCGGCAGCCAGUUCUAGACACUAGUAGACCCAAGGGCAAUGUUCUCAUGCUAUUCGGUAUGGAUGCAGAGUCCAAUGUGAAGUUACCCUAGCUGUAGGGGAUGAACUGGGGACAAGUCGGCUGUGUAAGUGCAGUUUCUUUCUUUGGUGUUGAGGAAUGAACUUGUGCCCUCUUUCCAGCCGGGGAGCGUUUGGCCAGCCUCUGCCUUUGCCUGACAUUCAGUCGGUGCCCCCCCCAGUCCUGUUUGUGUGUUUAGUGUGGGAGUCUGAUAUGCAUGCAGCAAUGGGUGGUCAUCCCUUCUGUCGCCAUGCCAACAUCCUGUGGUGUGAAGCUGUGCUGGGUUGGUGGGAGGGCGAAGGCUGACCAAGAGAUGUACUUGCCUGUAUUUAUGGACCUUGUCAGUGUUUUUGCAGUUUUUUUUUUAAAUCCAAUAAAAAACCUCUGUCCAAAUCA
Messenger RNA from Chelonia mydas (Green sea turtle), 7193 nucleotides. It is a transcript of the gene KLHDC10, whose product is annotated as kelch domain containing 10. Gene Ontology annotation, biological process: positive regulation of stress-activated MAPK cascade. Lineage: Eukaryota; Metazoa; Chordata; Testudines; Cheloniidae. The record is from RefSeq and is a predicted model, not a curated record. Bases 16 to 1341 code for a protein of 441 amino acids. Gene Ontology annotation, molecular function: protein binding. The transcript has 10 exons.